AAGUCUUCUAAUUUACUCUCACACAACAGAAAAUACUAGAACUCUGUUGUCUGACAAUGCUUAACAAAUAACGGAUUUAACAAGUUCUGUUGUCUGAAAGCAGUGUCUCAACUGCUGCGCAAUUGUGCCUGGCAUCUGCCGAGCUAUCGGACAACACUUUUAACAUAUACCCGUCAUCUGUAUGUUUCUCAGACAACUGUGUUCUACCGUUGUCUGUAUUUUCAUCAGACAACGGCUCGGUCUACAUCGGUGGCUCUCCAUAUCACACAAUGGUUUUCCACCGUCAUCUGAUAAGAUUUUUGGCAUAGUGUUAAUUGUGGAUGAAAAAUGGUCAACUAUCUCAAAGUUAUGUUACAACACUUCCACUUUAAGAACCAUUUUUGGGUUUAUUCUUUUCUUAAUGAAAUCCACAUAUUUAAUAUUGUCCUGAAUCAAAUCACAUGCAUCGAGAACUGUAUGUACGUGAAAAAGUUUGAGUUUUGAAGCUUUACUUUUUCACCUUAUAUUUGCUCGAUCAAUUCUUGCUAUAAAUACAUGUUGAGACUACGAGAGCAAUGUCCUUUAUAGGCUCUAGCUAGUAGCAGCAUACAUAGUAAUAGUAUGGCUCUUCGAUGGUUUCUCCUUCUCAACCUCAUUUGCAGUAUUCUACUGCUUGUCGAUGUUACUCACUUAGCUGCUCAAGAUACCCGAAAGGCUUAUGUUGUGUAUAUGGGCGACAAGCCAAAGAACGGGGUACCCAUAUUACCUGAUCUUCAUAUGAAUAUGCUACAGGACGUAGUUGACAGCAGCAACAUAGAUAUUGCACAUGAAGCUCUGCUUCUUCAUAGCUACAAGAGAAGUUUCAAUGGAUUUGCUGCAAUGCUCACAGAGCAAGAAGCACAAAAAAUGACUGGUACGUACUACUGCAACCAGUGUUCUAAAAAUCGGCCGCCCAGGAGCUGGGCGGCGGCUCUCCGCCUCAAGGAAUGGCAAAUCGGUGGGUGUGGGCGGGAUGGCGCUGAGUGGCCGCCUAGGCGGGCGACUAGGCGCCUGGGCGGUUGGGAGAAACGUGCUGGGCGGUUGGACUAGGUGGCAGUGCAUUGGUUCUGAGUCGUAUCGGGAGGUCAAAUAUGGGUAGAUGCAAACAGACAACAACGUUUUGGAUUGGAAAAAGAGAAAGACAGGUCUGGGAGAAAGAUGCUGAGAUGGGUUUUGUGGGGAGAUUUGAGAGGAGGGUGGAUGGCAUAGCAGCUUUGGAGGGGUUUGAGGAUUUCAAAGAUGGAGCUUUCUUGGUUUCAAAGGCGACAACUUUUGGGUCUGAAACGAAAGAAAUGAGAGAAAUAGGAGAGAGAUGGGUUUGGAGUUGUUGAAGAAGAAGAAGAAGAGCAGAAGAGGAAAAUGGUGGGUGGAGUGGUCGAGAUAUAUUCACGCAGAGAUGGAGAGAGAAGAAGAUAGAGAUUGGGAUUUCUUUUUUAUAGGAAUUAAAGAUAGAGAUUGGGAUUUGACCGGAUUUCAAGAGAGACAGAGAGAUGAUGCUUUGCUUUUUUUAACUUUUCUUUUUUUGUUUGGACCAUAGAUAAUGUACUUGUCUGACCAAAAAAAAAAGUACUUGGUUGUGCAGCUUGUGCAAGCUUUUUAUUUUUUCUAAAUUUUA
This is a messenger RNA of Rosa chinensis, 1633 nucleotides long. RefSeq names its product subtilisin-like protease SBT4.13. The transcript is spliced from 2 exons. The record is from RefSeq and is a predicted model, not a curated record. The coding region runs from base 601 to 1068 and encodes 155 amino acids. Lineage: Eukaryota; Viridiplantae; Streptophyta; Magnoliopsida; Rosales; Rosaceae.